AUGAGGGAUGUCGUUGAGCGUUACAUGACAAAGCAUCGUGGCAAUGGACUCGACGGUAGCAUACAUCCGGCUUUGAACACGAAUACCUCAGCUGUGCGUUACAAUGCGGAGAUUGCGAAGUGGAUGCCUAGCGAAGCAGUUGUUCCCAUUAUUGAACCGAUCGUGAUACGCCCAGCGUCACCACUUGACCCAGAUAGACACAAAUGGAAAGGCAACACAAAGUCUGUUCAACCGGACUUCAAAUCGAUGUUCAAAGACAUCGAAAGAGAUGAGCUUAACUUCCGUAAUGCUGUCGCGGCAUUCCAACAAGAUGUCAAACCGGAGUAUCGAGUGGGUAUCAACCUUUCCGAAAGUCGUUCAAUGGAUGAUAUUGUGAGCGCUGUGAAGGAAGCGCAAAAAGCCUACGAAUUGAAAGCAGAAAAAGGAAUGUUUGCUCCUUUCCGCAAGGUAUUGCGCAAAAUUGGAGAUCACCACAAAACGUAUCAGAGCUUCAUUGCACUUGCUCCGUCACAGUCAACAUACUUCUCACUGGUAUGUGGAGGGGUAGUGCUCCUACUUGAGGCUGCUGGAAAGAUGCGUGAGAUCAACGAGGAGGUUCUCAAUACCCUUGCCGACAUACCAAUGCUGGUAGACAAGAGUCAGCGUCUACUUGCCGCCUACCCGAGCUCUGAAGACUUACAACAGCAUUGUUCGAAUCUCUACGUUGCAGUGCUGCACACCCUUGGCGACAUACUCCAGUAUUAUCGCGAACGAGCCGUUCGCAAAGCUAUCAAGGCCGUUUUCACGCAGGGUUCGUUCAAAAGUAAGUUGAUGGAGAGAAUCUCAACCUUGCAGCGAUGCGAAGAUGCUAUCAACAGGGAGGCAGCGACAUGCGAUAUGGAGACCGGCGUAGAUACUAAUCGUAAUGUGAGGGAUGUAUGCGAUGUUACAAAGGCAACAUAUGAGAAUCAAGGGAAAUUAUAUGAAGAGAUGGUUGAGCAACGAAAGCAGCAACGACAAGAGGUGGCCCAGCUCCGCGCCGAAAAUCAGAGGAUAGCGUCAACACUGAAUAAUGUUCAGGCUCUUCUCAUGGCACAGCCCAUGAGAAAUAUGCCGGAAUCGGAUGCUACCGGCAAAGUAGAUCACGAGCACAGGAGCCCCAGUCCCCACCAAGAGAAAGCCAUCUCGAAGAAAGCCGCACUAGUCACCAAGAAGAAGAUCAUUAGAGAGCUCGGCUACCAGAACCGGGUGACGCUUAGCGACAGAAAGUACAAUUUGGAGCAAAUCAUGUCGUUCACUCGGGCAGACCAGAACCGAGCUGUCUACGUAUUGCAAUCAGCAAAGCUACAAAAGUGGCUCAAAGCCAUCGAAUCUUCCAUACUUCUGGUGAAUGGUGGCAUGUCUGGUUCCCACAGCCUGCGUACACCCAUCAGCUUCGUGUCUGCCAAGUUGGCUGAUGCGUUGCAUCAGUCGCGCAGCGAGUCAACAUUCAUCAGCCUGAAUUUCUUCUGUGGAGAGCAUGAGGACUGGAGGGAAAAUGUUGACAAUGGACCUGCAGCUGUGUGGAACAGUUUGCUUGCACAAUUGUUGUUGCAGUAUGACCAUUUUGAUCUUGCGACUGUGAAACGGCUGAGCAAGAUUGACAACGACGACGUAAAGGCUUUGGGGAUUGCUUUUGGUAACUUGCUGAAGCAACUUCCACAAGGAUACGUGGUAUUCUGUAUUGUGGACAGUGUGUCACUCUACGACGACGAAGAGCGAGGAGAUGAUGCGGAACUUCUAGUCAAGAAGUUGGUGCAUCUGGCUCGAAGGUCGGCACAAGAGGAUAGGUGCAUCUUCAAGCUUCUACUGACUUCGCACACCCAACUCCGGCUUGACGCUGUAAGUUGUUUGCGAAGUAAAGAGGUUUUACAGGUGCCGGAGAUUCUCGAAAGUGGAGAUGGUUUCAGCGACUUGCAGUGGGAAAGGGGCAUUGGACGGAGAAUUGACAGCUUGUAG
Plenodomus lingam JN3 is the source of this 1977-nucleotide messenger RNA. RefSeq lists its product as uncharacterized. The record is from RefSeq and is a predicted model, not a curated record. NCBI's taxonomy places the organism in Eukaryota, Fungi, Ascomycota, Dothideomycetes, Pleosporales, Leptosphaeriaceae.